Messenger RNA from Folsomia candida, 1184 nucleotides. RefSeq names its product peroxiredoxin-1. Gene Ontology annotation, cellular component: endoplasmic reticulum; cytosol. The transcript is spliced from 5 exons. Gene Ontology annotation, molecular function: thioredoxin peroxidase activity. Gene Ontology annotation, biological process: cellular response to stress; response to oxidative stress; hydrogen peroxide catabolic process. Bases 150 to 902 code for a protein of 250 amino acids. NCBI's taxonomy places the organism in Eukaryota, Metazoa, Arthropoda, Collembola, Entomobryomorpha, Isotomidae. The record is from RefSeq and is a predicted model, not a curated record.
AGGCGGCAGAGUUCGGUGUCUUCUUUCCAGCAGGCUGUCCACGUCCCCCGGCAUUUGUUUUGAUCUUUUUGUCCCUACUUACUUAAUUUCCAUAUUGUCAAUUCAUGUUGGUUACCAGUCUUUAGUUCUCAAAAGUGAUCAUCUUAAAAAUGGGGGUUGUUCUCAAGUUUAGCUUGGUCCUCAUCUGUCCACUCCUCCUGCAAAUCGCCAUCACUUCGGGCGACCAAUGUUACUCGUACGCCGGUGGUCAUGUUUACCCACAGGAAAAUACGGCCAAGGGACACAAUCUGCAGUGGACAAAGGCAUUGAUCUCCAAACCAGCCCCGGCUUUUGAAGCAACUGCAGUUAUCAAUGGCUCCUUUAAAUCGCUCAAGUUGUCAGAUUAUCUAGGAAAAUAUGUUGUCUUCUUCUUUUAUCCAUUGGAUUUCACUUUUGUAUGUCCAACAGAGAUUUUGGCGUUUAACGACCGAAUUGACGAAUUCAAAAAGAUGAAUACGGAGGUUAUUGCAAUCUCGGUGGAUUCUCAUUACACGCAUCUUGCGUGGAUGAACACUGCCAGAAAAGAAGGGGGACUUGGGUCCUUAAAAAUUCCACUCGUUUCAGAUCUUACUCACUCAAUUUCUAAAGAUUAUGGUGUGUAUUUGGAGGAAAUGGGGCACACGCUGAGAGGAUUGUUCAUUAUUGAUGACAAGGGAGUUCUUCGCCAAAUCACAAUGAACGAUUUGCCCGUCGGUAGAAGCGUUGACGAAACGCUUCGUCUCGUUCAAGCAUUCCAAUACACGGAUGUCCACGGUGAAGUUUGUCCAGCAGGAUGGAAACCGGGACAGGACACUAUCAUUCCAGAUCCAGAAGCAAAGAAAAAGUAUUUUGAAAAAAGUGCAAGCAAGUCAACCGAGCUUUGAUUAAUUCCGAAAAGUUUCUUCUUGUUAUUUACAUCUUCUUACAAUUAGUAUUGCAUUCCUUCUCAAAAUUUAUUGCAAAACUCUUGUCUUUUAAUGAUCGUCCCGAUUGAUUCGUUUGGUUGACAAAUUGGCAAUACAACAAUUUGUCAGUCAGUACAAAAACCAACUAUGCAAAAUACGUUGUUAAACUCUAUGUAAAAUGUGAUUAAUUUAUUAUUCAAGUUCAUUAUAUAUUAUUUAUAAUAAUAUUUAACUUGGGAGUAAAAUUUAUUUAUAAAAAUA